Messenger RNA from Aptenodytes forsteri (emperor penguin), 2562 nucleotides. RefSeq names its product coiled-coil domain containing 57 (gene CCDC57). The record is from RefSeq and is a predicted model, not a curated record. NCBI's taxonomy places the organism in Eukaryota, Metazoa, Chordata, Aves, Sphenisciformes, Spheniscidae. The coding region runs from base 1 to 2145 and encodes 714 amino acids. The transcript has 15 exons.
AUGUACCCCGCGGGGCUCGACACCGAAAUGAAAGAGCGCCACGCGGGCUUGGAUCCUGCCCGCGUGGAACGCUGCCGCGGCCGCCGAGAGGAGCGGGACCUGAGCAAUGGACUUAAACGUACAAAUAGCCUUCCGUGGUUGAGCUCUAGGAACGGUCACAUAGAUCAUCAGCAUGAAGAGUACGUGAGCCUGAAACAUCAGAUGGAGAGAGAAAUCCAAGAACUGGAAGGAGAGCUUGCUUGUCAGAAACAGGUGAAGCUGCUGACCAGAGAACUGGAGGCCCUCAAAGAGACUGAAAUGCAAACACCAGAAUCACUGCAAACAGAAGAAAUGUUUGAUUUGAGACUGGAGAAGGAAAACCAGUUCAAUGAUUUUGUUGCUGUGAAAGAUGCUUGGCAUGAAGAACUAGCUCAUGCUGCCAAGGAGAAGGAUGCAAUGCUAGCUUCAGUGAAAGAAGCCCAAGUCAAACAAUUUAAAAAGUUGAAGCAGCAGAUUAGAGAACUGCAGAUGAGACAUAAAAGUCUGGAAAUUGAGCUAUGCAGAAGAGAAUGGAGUCACAGUGCUUGUUUAAGAGAGAAAGAUGCUCUAAUUAGAAAGUAUAAACAACAACUGUAUCUAGCAGCUGAGCGAGAAUGGAUUCUGGAACAGAGUAAAAUGCAAGCAGAACUGGACUGGCAGCAGCUCUGUGAGAAUGGUGAAAGUAAUCGAUAUCAGAAAUCAGAGGAUCUAACACAAAGCCUGUCUUCAGCAAGAGAGCAGGUUGAAGCUGAUCUGCAGAAAACAGAUUACAGGUUGCAUGAAGUGAAGACUCUUCUUUCUGCUCUGACUGUUGAGGGAGAACAGACAAUACAAGCAUCGUUUAAUCACGAUGUUUUACCUGAAGGGGAGAAACAGAUAUUUCAGUAUGAUGAUAAAAGUUCUUUGAGCAAAGAUAUUCCUACCUUGGAAAUAAAAAAGCUGCAGGAGCAGAAUGCCAACCUUCGGGCUGCUAUUGCACAAAUGAGGAAAGAAAUGGAGAGUCUUGAUGAGCAGAUGUUGUCCACUCUUCCUCUGACAGAAAACAGACAGCUUGCAGAGCAAGGUUCAUUGUGCACAAACAAAAUUCCAACUGGAACCGCUUUAAGCAAUAUCAAAGUCAGCUCAACUAACUUGGAUUGUAUAGUAAACCCAGGCACAGAAAAGAGUUUUAUUCCGGACAUGGAUCUAAAGGGGCCAAAACCCAAAGUUCUUGGAGAAAAGAUGGUAGAUCUUGGACAACAGUUACCUGACGUAAGUCCUGGUGUUGGUCUUCAAUAUGGUGUCAGCUGCACUCUACAAGGAAUGCAAAAUAAACUGAAGGAAGCAGCAAGAAAAAUCUCAAUUCUGAGCCAAGAGAAGCAGCAGCUGAUUGAAAUGGGAAACAGACUCCGGGCAGAACUCGGAAUGGUAUUAAAAGAAGGACUUUGGCAUCCUGUUAGCUCUAAGCACUGCACAGUUUGUAUUGCCUCUGGUAGUCUUUUUCCAAGAGAGCUUGUCAAAAGAACACAGUGUCGGCUAUCAGCUUUAAAGCAUCUACAGCACAGGCUUACAACACAGGAGCUGCAGUAUGCAAAGCAACAGCAUCUCUCAAGAAUCUCUUCUGUAAUUGCCUGUCCUAGCUCAAAGGAAGAAGAAACUCCAAGCAGCUGUGGGGAUGAAACAGAAUUACCAUCCGCUGAGGUUCAGCUGGAUUUCUCUAUUGAAAAGCAUGGGCCAGAGCAACGAAAGACAGAUACAUCCUCAAAGAUCGUUCAAAGUCAGCCUCUCAGGCAGAAUGCUAGUCAAGCCCAGCAGGUCCAGCUUUCUUCAUCUAGAGCACAUAAUUUCUGCCAAGGUAUUUGGCAAGCUUUAGAAAUGGGAUCAAGCCCUUCUAUUCUCAGUCCUCAAAAGAACACUGACCAAGUGGAGUUUGAAGUGUUACAUUCAACUGAGCAAUCUGAAGAAUCUCAGCAAAAUAUCAAAGCCAAGGAUAAACUUGAAAUGCCAGCUGCAGAUUUGACGGUCAGAGGAACCAGGCUGGAAGUUCAGCAGAAGUUAAAAUCCAGGAAUUUAUUUUGUGCUCAUCCCAUAAAACCAAAAAUCUCUUCUAACAUGGCAAAAAUCCGCAACUAUAAUGUUAAAGACUGAUUUCUUUGUUGACAGCGAGUUCCAGGUCCGCACUUGCUAUUAACUUACUUUGAAAUCUAUAAAUCAGAUCUAAACAUCGGCUUCAUUUUUGUAUGUCGAGUUGGGACGUUUGCAGCCAGAAGAGAGAACAAAUACCCUGUUUCACACUGUGAACCCUAAAAUAGAGGCCUAAUCUGUAUACAUUAUGAGAUUACAGUCUUCACUGUUAAUCCUGAUUUAUUUUAAUUAUAUAUGUUAAAUAUUGCUUGCAUCAUGGAUUUAGAAAUGCCCAGUUAAUACGUAUGUAAAGCCUUUAGGCAGGGCUUGCAGGUCUUUAGCAAAUACUUUGUUGAGAAACUGUAGAUGUGAUAUAAGCUUAGAAUUGGGAUGCCUCAACCUACUUGUUUUCUUAUAAUUAACAAUGCAACCGUUAAUCCU